Molecule: messenger RNA, 1035 nt
Organism: Symbiodinium pilosum
Lineage: Eukaryota; Dinophyceae; Suessiales; Symbiodiniaceae
Source: the annotation of a GenBank genome assembly
AUGUUGUGUAGGAUGAAGCUCCUGCUGGCCUUGCUGGCCCCAAUAGGUGCUCUGAAGAUGGAGCUGACCGACACCAACUUCAAGAAGUCUUUGGAGGGCAAGAAUGCCUUCGUGUUCUUCCAGGCGCCUUGGUGUGGUCACUGCCGGAAGCUGCAGCCGGAGUGGGACCAGAUGGCGAAGCUUUUCGCCGACACGCCGAACGUUAUCAUUGGACAGGUCGAUUGCACUGGAAGCGGCCAAGGAUUCUGUGGGGAGAAUGGCGUGCAGGGCUACCCGACUCUGAAGCUCUGGAAGGACGGCCGGAUGCAGGACUACAAUGGGGGCCGGGACUUCAACUCUCUGAAGCGCGAGGUGGAGCGCAAGCUUGACCCCCGCCCAGCCUGCAGCCUUGAGUCCAAGGAUGCAUGCAAGCCGGAGGACAGAGUGAUCUUGGAAGAGAGCGAGAAGAUGUCCAAGGCUGAAAGGGCUGCAAAGAUAAAGGAAGUACAGCAAGAGAUCCAGGAUGCCAAAACUCAGGCAGCGGAAUUGGAAAAGAAGGCCAAGAAGCUGGCAGAGUCUCUGGACCUCAUCAAGGCAGGUGGCCAAGCCGUGGAGAAGGUCGAACAGCUUCUGGAUGAUGCCGAUUGGCGCGCGCAAUGUGAGGGCCGGACGUGCAUCGUUGCUUUUCUGCCGCACAUCUACGACGACGGUGCUGCAGGGCGCCGGGAGAAGAUCCAGGUCCUGGACCAGGUGAUGAGGGAAACCAAAAAGGACGGGAAGUCGGUAGGCUUUCUGUGGAGCCAAGGUGGUGAUCAAUUUGAGAUGGAGGAGGUCUUAGGCCUGCAGUUCGGCUUUCCGGCUGUCAUCGCGGUUAAUUUUGGCAAGGGUCGCUUUGGUGUCCACAGAGGCACCUUUGACAAGGACUCCAUCUCCCAGUUUCUUACUUCGCUCUCCCGUGGCGGUACUCCGUUGGCGCCUUGGCCAGCCAGCGCUAAAGCCGGCAAGGCUGAGGCUUGGGAUGGCAAGGAUGCCGUGCCGCCUUCGGAAGAUCUCUGA